CAUUCUAAGGGAAAGUAUUAUUUAUUUAUUUAUUUAUUUAUGCCAAAAAUUUUUGAUGAGUUUUAAAAAAAAUAAACACAUAUAAACAUACACAUAUACGUCUUCGUCAUCUUUAAUUGUUAUUACUCUCUUUUAUACAUUUAUAUAAACACAUUUUAAAAAAAAAACUAAAACUAGAAAGAAGAUGUUUAACGGUUUUAACGACGAUGAUCCUUUUGGACCCACUUUCUUUGGUGGAUUCCGUCAUAAUCUUGGAGGCUUUGUUAAUCCUAAUAGAGGGUUCUCUGAAAGCUAUCGAUGCUUUCCUAUUGCAAUGAUGCAAAAUGGAAAUGAAAGAGAAAAUGUCAAUUAUGGUGGCAAAAUCAUUCUGCCUCAAUCAGCUUUAGAAAAACUUUCACAACUUAAUAUUUCAUAUCCAAUGUUGUUUAGAUUAAUCAAUGGAGCUGAAAAUAAACAUACACAUACAGGUGUACUUGAAUUUAUUGCAGAAGAAGGAAGGGUGUAUUUACCACAAUGGAUGAUGGAAACAUUAGGUGUGGAGCCAGGAAAUAUUAUUGAAGUUAAAAAUGUGACAUUGCCACUUGGAUCUUUUGUAAAGAUUCAACCUCAAUCUACAGACUUUUUAGAUAUUAGUGAUCAUCGAGCAGUAUUGGAAAAGGCAUUACGUAAUUUUUCAACAUUAACGAUGGGAGAUAUCAUUCAAAUCAAUUAUAAUAAUAAGAUAUAUGAAAUUAAAGUAUUAGAAGUAAAACCAUUUUACGAGGAACAUUCAGGUAUUUCGAUUGUUGAAACAGAUUUAGAAGUUGAUUUUGCACCACCUGUGGGUUAUGUAGAGCCAAAUGAACAAAAAGUCAAACCCAUGAAGAGUCAUAUGGUCAUUGAUUUACCUAAACCUAUUAAAAAGUCUGAAUUUUCUGCAUUUGGUGGAGGUGGACAAAGUCUUCGUGGAAAGACAAAAAGUGCUGCCGCUGCUAUUACAACACACAAUCAUGAAGAAGAAGAAAGAGAUGAAGAUGGAGCCUUUAACCUGCCUUUUGGCCAACUUUACUUUGGCUUCCCAGUUGUACCACCUCCAUCAACAACAACAGCAGCAACAGCAACAACAGCAGUAUUUAAAGGUGCAGGUCAGACAUUAAGAUCCAAAAAGAAAUAAAAGUC
This is a messenger RNA of Cokeromyces recurvatus, 1158 nucleotides long. RefSeq names its product ubiquitin fusion degradation protein UFD1-domain-containing protein. Lineage: Eukaryota; Fungi; Mucoromycota; Mucoromycetes; Mucorales; Mucoraceae. The transcript is spliced from 8 exons. The record is from RefSeq and is a predicted model, not a curated record. Gene Ontology annotation, molecular function: polyubiquitin modification-dependent protein binding. Gene Ontology annotation, cellular component: VCP-NPL4-UFD1 AAA ATPase complex. Bases 185 to 1153 code for a protein of 322 amino acids.